GUAACCAGCCAGAUUAUCCCCGUAGUACCUUGGAAAAAAUAAUUUGCUCUUUCAAAUAGCAAUAAAAAAAUAUAAUGUUAAAAUUCGUUCUAUGUUUUGCUGUUUCGGCUAUAUCACUGAGUCAUGUUAGAGCCAAAAUUAGUGGAGAAACCGAACGGAUACUUUUAAAGCAUUUGGAGGGAUUCGUAGAAGUGUGCCGCAAAGAGUUAAAUUUGGAUGUGGGACCUAUACUUUGGAACGAAAAGCAUAUUACCGCUGAUGAAAUGAAAGCCGUGGACGAAUGCUUCGCCGCUUGCAUUCUAAAGAAAGGGGGGUUGAUGAAUGCAGAAGGUAAAAUUGACUACGACAAAGAAGUUGAUGCCAUGAAGAAAGUUAUUAAGAACGAAGAUGAUAUAAAGAUCCUGGAAACAGAUUCAAAAGCUUGUCUUUCGGUGAACGACGAAGAAGUGAGUGAUGGGGACAAGGGAUGUGAAAGAGCUCAUAAGUUCGUAAAUUGUAUGACAAUGCAAAAAAAAUAGUAAGAAUACUCUCCUGGUUUGAUAAUACGCACAAUUUAACACACCCUUGACUACAAUAUUACAGUUUAGUUUGUAGUUUUCGCAAAAAUAAAUAAUGUGCAUGUUGAAUCUACAAGUCGGAUGUGUUGUUUCAUACGGUCGACGAUUGUCCGUUAGAUUUAACAUGUAUUUAACCGAUGUACGAGCUUUUGCGAUUGGAUUUAGCAUAUUAAUGGCUGCAACGACAU
This is a messenger RNA of Hyposmocoma kahamanoa, 745 nucleotides long. RefSeq lists its product as uncharacterized. The record is from RefSeq and is a predicted model, not a curated record. Gene Ontology annotation, molecular function: odorant binding. The coding region runs from base 75 to 518 and encodes 147 amino acids. The transcript has 6 exons. Lineage: Eukaryota; Metazoa; Arthropoda; Insecta; Lepidoptera; Cosmopterigidae.